This is a messenger RNA of Saccostrea echinata, 852 nucleotides long. Its product is annotated as demethylmenaquinone methyltransferase-like. Gene Ontology annotation, molecular function: S-adenosylmethionine-dependent methyltransferase activity. Lineage: Eukaryota; Metazoa; Mollusca; Bivalvia; Ostreida; Ostreidae. The record is from RefSeq and is a predicted model, not a curated record. The transcript has 3 exons. The coding region runs from base 17 to 847 and encodes 276 amino acids.
GUCAUUAGCUUUGACAAUGAGUUAUAUAACACAAUACAACGAAGUUUGUAAGACGUACGACACAAGAAGACGAGCAUCUGAUGCCUUUGUCCUCAAAUCCCUGAUGGAGGAUUUUACUGGAAAGAACGUUCAUGACAUGGAUAUUCUGGACGCUGGGUGCGGGACCGGAAACUACUCGCGUUAUUUUCUGGAUUACGAACCCCACAGUUUAUCUCUUGUUGACGCCAGUGAAGGGAUGCUUAACGUGGCAAGAGAGAAACUGCUGUCCAAAUCUCAGAAGACCGAGCUUUGCUUUAAAACAGGAGUGCUUCCGAAUAUCCCGUUUGAAGAUAAUUCUUUUGAUAGUGUUAUGAUGAAUAUGGUACUGCAUCAUUUAGAGAAAAAUCCUGAUGGAAAAUCGUAUCCAAACACAGCUGAAACAUUGAAAGAAGUUUAUCGUGUUUUAAAACCAAGAGGUGUGUUGACUGUUAUUACUUUGACCCCUGAGCAGGUAGAGGCCCACUGGUUUGGCCAUUUGGUUCCAGGACCCUUGAAACAAUACGCAAAGAAAUUCCCAUAUCAUAAGCAGAUGAAGGAGAUGUUGACCAAUGCUGGGUUAACACUUAAGGUGGCUUACAACACCUUAACAACAGAUUAUCACCCUGGACACGACAAUUUGGAGGGACCCUUACAAGAAGAAUGGAGGAAUGGUAUAUCAUUUUGGGACACGUGCUCUGAGACAGAAAUUCAAGACAUGGUACAGAGAGUGAAGAAAAUGAAGGAGGAGGGAACUCUGCGCGACUUUUAUAACAAUCACGAGAAAACACACAUCUUCGGGGCGCUUCAAAUUCUUGCCGCUCAAAAAUAAAAGCU